CGCGGGAGCAUCUCGUUUCGAAAGAGCUCCGCGCGCGGUGUCCUCGCGCUUCUCCUGCUCCUGGAGGGUUGCUUCGCGUUAAAUAUCCCGCUCCUUGUUGCCAAUGUUUUAGCACCCCGUGACCCUUACUCGCGCUUCACAUAUACACUCGACUAUUUUUUUUUAUCUAUUCGUUUCCUCUUGCCGAUGCAACCUUCAUAUACAGUAAUAGUUCUUGCCGUGAUCGAUCAACAUUGAAAAGAAAGUGGGAGAGUGAGGAAAAAUCCGCGAGUUUCGCCUCGUCGAUCAAUUCACGAUCGUUCUUGACUUUAGUGAAUUCUAACAGUUUUUCGCAAGUUUUGUUCGGCCGCUUUGGAGCUCGACGAUGCUGGGCGUCAGAAUGAAAAGUUCUUGGAAGUGCAGCGCGUGAAAUAUUUUACGUUUUGUUUCUAUUGACAGUGGUUUUUGGGAAGUAAGUCGAUAAAUUGGCUACGAUUUUUCUACGGCAGUGAUAAAUUCGAAAUUCGAUGGACCAGUCUCGAGGAUUUGAUCGAUCUUAUGUGUGGCUCAGUGAGGUUUUAGUUUAUUUUAAAAAGAACUGUGAAUUAUCGGGACUUUGUACUGUUCGAGGUAAAAGAAACGAAACUCACUUGCCCUUCCUUUCGUAGCUGCAGCGAAUAGCUCAAUUGGGAUUAUUGAGUGUGUGGAGAAUCGUAUUAUGACUCGACGGUAGCGCGACAGAACCCGACGCUUUUUCAUCGUUUCGUCAGAAGCGAAUAUCCGAACGGGAAGUUUAGUGGUGCGAGGGGUUUUCGAGCAAGUGAUAUAAAACAGUGAGAAGAAAGGAAGAGUGAUUCACGAGCUUUUAACGACUCGUGACUCCAAAUAAAAGGAGAAAUAGUCCGUCCGAAUAUUUUUGCCGGGGAAGUGAAUUAUUUCUCGAUUUCCACUUGUGCAUGUGUUUUCCCAUGGCAAACGAAAAUCCGCCCUUUCGACGAUGAUGCCGUGUUUCUUAUGAAUUUUUCUCCCAAGCUCUUUAUCCAUUAACGCAAAUGGGAAGGAGAGCUCAGCAGUUCUCCUACGUCUGAAAAUUGCUAUUAACUCCAACCUGAAAACAUGUUUAAAGUUAUGAAAAAAUGUCAACGUUUUUUUUCAAGCACAUUUUACAUUCGUCAGACAUAAGACACGAGUGAAUAUGACACGAAAUUGAAACUCGAGCGCUCGUGAGUUUCGAAAUUUGUGAACAAGAACGGAAAAUAUUUUGAUCGUUCGAUGUGUCCUCUCGGGAGAAAAAUUGUCAAAACGCCCCGUGCGAAUAACGUCAAGAGCCAAAAGUGGAAAGGUCCGAUAACGUGGCCUGUGAAUACACUGGCUGAUUGUAUAACGACGGGAUACGCCAAGUCAGCGCUCGGCAAAAUUGCGAAAUGCCCCGAGAGAGAUAGUAGAAAAAGCAUGUGAAAAGAAAUCGCCCAAGUAAGCGAUGUCUACCUCUCUUCCCAUGUUCGUAUGGUUUAUCAUUUAUUUUGGUGGCGCUGUAACUUGCCUGCGUAAUUUCCGGACGGAUUUUUUGGAGGAAUGGCCAACGCCGGGUACCGGGCCUCAUUUUGACACAACGAUAUCAUCGAAUUUCACUGGACUCGUUGGCAGCACCGUUCACCUUGUUUGUAAAGUCAAGAACCUAGGCAAUCGAACGGUUUCUUGGGUGAGACACCGGGACAUACACUUGUUGACUGUCGGUCGUUAUACUUAUACGAGCGAUCAACGCUUCGAGGCGUUACACUCGCCCUACACGGAAGAGUGGACGUUGAAGAUACGUUACCCUCAGCUCAAGGACUCGGGAUAUUACGAGUGUCAAAUAUCCACAACUCCUCCAAUUGGGCACGCCGUAUUCUUGACUAUUGUCGAACCAGUCACCAUUAUCGUCGGUGCACCAGAUUUAUUUGUGAAUAAAGGGAGCACCAUCAAUCUGACUUGUCUCGUGAAAAAUGUCCCGGAUCCACCGCCCACGAUGAUCUGGCGGCACAACAGUGUUGAUAUUAACUUCGACUCGCCGCGCGGUGGUAUAAGCCUCGUCACCGAAAAAGGACGCGAAACGUCAAGUCGUCUGAUGAUACAGAAAGCAGUGCCAAGCGACUCCGGUGAAUACACCUGCGGACCUAGCAACGCCAAUCCGAGCAGCAUAAAAGUUCACGUCGUCAAAGAGGAACAUCCUGCAGCGAUGCAUCACGGCGACGGAAGUACGUCCUACGCUGACAAGCAUUCAAUUUGUUUUGUAAUUUUAAUAUUAACUAAUGUAAUAUUUCUAUAAAACGAAGAAAAAAAAAUUUAACUGUAAGAAAAACGAAAAAAAAAGAAACAGAUUGAAAACAAACCGAUCUUAUUGCCCUCCUAUUUUAUGAACGAACGAAUAUAAAUCUAAUAAAAAAAAGUGCCGAGUUUACGAAUAACGUCAAAUUUUCCAUCGAAACGAAAGCGAAACAGUUUAACGAAUGAUCGAGAUAACACGAUGAAAUGAAAUUUGGAGAAUUUUUGUCCAGGGUAAAUUCCGAUAUUACCAUUUACAUUGUACUAACGUGACCAAUUCAUUUUCAAAAUAUCAAUACGUACACGAAAACACACACACACACACACACACACACACACACACACACACACACACACAAAACCUUCAGACAAGGCAUGAUAAUCGAUAAAAUUAAAUAUUUUGUUAAGUCCGUCGCGACGUCGAGUCGAAGUUCGACUCGAAUUUAAAAAAAAUUUAACUACGGAAAAAAGCAAUGAAUACGAAAAUGAAUAAAAUGAAACGAAACUUGGAAAAGAAACGAUUACAACGAGCGAAAUAAGCUAUCGGAAUGUUUAAAAAAUUGAAGUAAAUUGUAAAUAAAACUUAUUGUAUGUACAUAUCAAUAAAUCGAUUGUCUUGGA
Venturia canescens is the source of this 2904-nucleotide messenger RNA. RefSeq names its product hemicentin-1-like. Gene Ontology annotation, cellular component: neuron projection membrane. The transcript is spliced from 6 exons. Gene Ontology annotation, biological process: synapse organization. The coding region runs from base 1460 to 2287 and encodes 275 amino acids. NCBI's taxonomy places the organism in Eukaryota, Metazoa, Arthropoda, Insecta, Hymenoptera, Ichneumonidae. The record is from RefSeq and is a predicted model, not a curated record.